This is a messenger RNA of Leishmania major strain Friedlin, 2832 nucleotides long. RefSeq names its product putative kinesin. Gene Ontology annotation, biological process: microtubule-based movement; mitotic spindle organization. Bases 1 to 2832 code for a protein of 943 amino acids. The record is from RefSeq and is a predicted model, not a curated record. The transcript has a single exon. Lineage: Eukaryota; Euglenozoa; Kinetoplastea; Trypanosomatida; Trypanosomatidae. Gene Ontology annotation, molecular function: microtubule binding; ATP binding; microtubule motor activity.
AUGACCUUCGCCGAGAUUGCCCCUCUCGUAGAGCACGUCCUCGAUGGGUUUCAUGCCACCGUAUUCGCCUAUGGACAAACAGGUAGUGGCAAGACCCACACCAUGGAUGGCUUGCGCUACGCAUCGAACUCGCAGCAGCGCAAGGCGAUCGUACCGGAUGUGGACGGGACAGAAGUGCAGCAGCAUGGUAUUAUGCCGCGCGUCAUACAGCUGCUCUUUGACCGUGCACGGGAGCGGCAGUGCGCGGCCGUCUUCGAGAGCACUGACGCGCAGCAUGAUGCAGAGACGCUGGACGACGGGGUGGAGUACACGUUCCGCUGCAGCUUCUACCAGAUCUACAAUGAGAAGAUCACCGAUCUACUUCGCGGCACCAGUGUCCCGGGGGAUGUCGGCGAGGUAGCGGCGUCGUCUUUGUCCUCGUCGUUGGCGCUGACGAAGCUUAAGAUGGGUGCGCGCAGCAAAAGAGGCGUCGGUGAGGGAGACCUGCGUGUGCGCUGGCACAAGGGCGACGUCUUCAAGGUGGAAAACUUGUUUAUCUGCACCUGCGACUCCCCAGCUGAGAUGCGUGAGAUGCUGUUCAGUGGCAUUCAGCAAAAAGUGGUGAGCACCCAUCUCCUGAAUCACCACUCUUCCCGCUCUCAUUGUGUCUUUACCAUCUACGUGGAAAGCCGCGCGCGCCAGAAAGGCGAUCUGCUUAGCCGAUCGGAGCUGUCACUUGUGGACCUGGCCGGCUCCGAAAAGAUAGGUCUUCUCUCCCACAACCCAAGCGCCAGGCUUGUCAAGGAGUCGAUCGACAUCAACACAUCGCUGCUGGCUCUAGGAAAGGUGAUCACAGCGCUCAGUAGUGGCCCUGCCCCGGCAGCUGCGGAGCUUAAAAGGAAGAACCUCGGUCUGGCACCUCGGGCUCGCGGCGGUGCAGAGCAGCAGGCGGCCACCCGGCACAUUCCCUAUCGUGAUAGCAAGCUGACGAUGCUCCUCAAGCACGCUCUCGGUGGCAAUUCCCUCACCACCAUGAUUGCCUGCAUCAGUCCUUCGGACCGCUACGUGGACGAGACAACUUCCACGCUCCUCUACGCAGGUCGCGCGAAGAAUAUACGCAAUGCGCCGCACGUAAACGAGGAUGCGACGACGGUGCUGAUCCGGCAGCUCCGAGAGGAGAUCUCUCAACUUAAAGCGGAGCUCGGGUAUUACCGAGAGAUGGCGGCGAACUCACUGGUAGAGCGAGAGGGGCGCGUGAACGCGUGCGAGUGCUGUUGCGGCGGUGUCUACAAGGAUCCCUUACGGUCUGUCGACCCAUCGAGUCUCCCUGCCCGCGGCACGACGGAAGACAUUGUCACGGUACAUGAGGUGGACCAACUCGCUGACUCGCUUGUGGCCGCGUGCGGGAUGCUAACCAACUUGAUGCAGGUGAAUGCACAGCUGCGCGAGCUCUAUGACGCGGUGCGAGACAGACAGGAUGCCGCGGAACGCCGCGAGACAGAGCUGAACGCCGAAAACCUGGCGCUUCGUGAGCGUCUUGCCGUGUUGGAAGAUAUUGUGCUGCAAAAUGAAGACCUGGGCGAGGUCAAGGAGAACAGCAUGAUCGGCAGCGAUGAUGCCAGCGACGCCGACGAGAAACUUAACAGCAGCGAGCCGCUGGCGCGAGCGAGCAAGUCGGACAAGAGAAGAGGAUGCUCGCGUGCGCAAGAAGAGACACUCGCGGUGGCGAAGGAGUCCUCCGCUGCACCGGCACUCGGGCGGCUUGCAGAUGACAGUGCGCGCGGCGGCAAGUUGGCCGACAAUAGUGCUGCAGGAACCUCCUCUUCCCAGAGGUUGACUUCCUCAUCGACAGCCGUUGGGCAACCUGCCUCUGCAACGAAGGAGGAUUGCAAAUCCAACAGGCCCGCCUUGGUGUCACCUGACAGCGAGGCGGUGGCGUCGCCGGUACGCAAGAUCGCACCUGGCUCGUCCACCAUGGUUGAGCAGCUCGCCAUCGCGCUGCGCGGCGUGCCAAAUGGCAGUUCUCCUUUCGACGCUGCCACGCUGGAGAACCCAGCCGACCGUGAGUCCUCCAGGAAGUGUGCAACGGAUGAUGAGGACCGAAGACGACUUCAUGGUCGGACAAAGAAGAAGCGCAAUGGGCUGGCGAACCGGCUCAAGGAUUACGAGGCGCUGUACCGGACACCUCACACCAUUGAAACAUACGCUGACUACUACAAGCAGCCGGCACGCAGCCAAAGUCUGGCGGUGGUUGUUCCUGGAGUUCCAGCGAUCCGGGCCUCUGAGGCUGUUGCGCCGCACGUGACAGUCACGCUGCAGGACAUGAAGAUGACAGUGUCAAAGCUGCCCAAGGCGGUUGUGCAAGAAUACGUGCCUUCCUCCCUUUUGCGGCCGGGUCUGUUCGGGUGCUUGGCCUUCGGCGGUGGCGAUUCCGAGAAGGUAUUGUUCGAGCAGAACCGUAGCUCCCGCGAAGCACGUCUGCGUGCGUUGCAGCAGCGUCAGCAGGAGUUGUACCGGCAGGUUCACCUGGCGGUUCACGGGCUUCGAUCCGAGGAUCCAGCCAGUGCCGUCUCUCCACCCCCGUCAGGGUCAGCCACUUCGUCAGCGGCUAGUGCGCCGCAGCGACCAAACUCCACGAGCGAUAUCCCAGGUAUUUCGGGCAAGCAAGAGGAGAUGAGCAGCAGCAGAAGCGGCUUUGCACAUCUCUCUUGUGGGCCAGCCCUAGCCUACGCUCCCCAGGCUGUCAAUCGCACGGGCACCGGCCCGUACCCUGAGCUUAGUAUUCGGCAGCGACCAUGCGCGCCCUCCGACAGCAUGAAACGGCUUAUGAGGUACAUGGAAUGCGACAGGUGA